AUGCAAUCUCGACGACGCUCGAUCAUCGUCUUCGCCGCGACGACCUCGUCGCCUCGCGAGUGCGCUAGGUCGCGCCCCUUCCCCACUACCGGCGUGCUCGGUCGCUUGCACCGCCAUCUCCACGCCUCGCUUGUAUACGACGACAUGCUUGAUCACGAAGACGACACGCAAGCGCCUCCCGCCAACACGACGCUCCUUCCCUCCCACCACCAUGUCCCCGUCGCCCUGCUGCGGUACGACGUGUCGCUCGUCGUUCACCGCCGUCGUCGUCGUGCCGUGUUUGCGCCCUACACGCGACUCUCCAGCUCGGGGAACCAGGGGACCCAGCACGGCCGCGACGUCGUGGGCGGAGAGUCAAGACCAUGCUCGUCUGCGCUGCAGGCAAGGUUGAUGACAAACAUCGCCGUCUGCCGGGGACACGCGACCGCCCCUUCCAUGAGCCUCUCGACGAUCGUGUGGUACUCUAGCCCCCUGCGAACCCCCCGCAAGGGGCAUUUCACCUUCAUUCUCUAUGACCCCGAGCCGCCGGAGGCACGCGCGCAGUACCCUCGGGCGUGGGCCGCGAAAGUGAAGGCCCCCUUUACCCUUAAGACCCCUUCGUGCAGGUACCGCCGCUUUUACACAUAG
Molecule: messenger RNA, 627 nt
Organism: Schizophyllum commune H4-8
Lineage: Eukaryota; Fungi; Basidiomycota; Agaricomycetes; Agaricales; Schizophyllaceae
Exons: 5
Coding region: 1-627 (208 amino acids)
Source: RefSeq, a predicted model, not a curated record